AUGCCGCUUUCUAGUCCAACCUCAUAUAACAAUCUGACCCUUGAUUCUCGACUCAAGUCUUUUACCAAGUCAAAAUCCAAAGCAUGGCCCCACAAUGCUUCAUAUAAAGCAACUCCAGAUACACUGGCCAGAGCAGGAUUUGUGUACACUCCGGAUAGCACCCGAAAGUCGGACCGUGUUACAUGUUUCGUGUGCGGAAAGACGUUAGGAGGCUGGGAGCCUCAGGAUGACCCAUUCAAGGAGCACGCAGAACAUAGCCCGACAUGCAGCUGGGCGUUGGCGAGGUGCUCAAUCGAAGCCUUGCGAAUCAGUCCGGAAAGUACAGAGCUGGUUUUUUCAAACGAAGAUUCGCUGCCUUCAAGUGCAACACUCGAAACAGCUCGACUGGCAACAUUUGGAAAGUUUUGGCCUCAUGACAGUGUUCGGUCUCAUUCAGCUAAAUCGAAGCACAUGGCAAAAGCGGGCUUCAUAUACACACCUACUCAGGAGUCUGAUGACCUCGCUUCGUGUUUCUACUGUAAUCUUGGAUUAGACGGAUGGGAGAGUACAGAUGAUCCUCAUCACGAGCACCAACGUCGUCGACCUCACUGCGCAUUCUUUUCGGCUCGCGUUUCGGCUGAAAACGAACCCGAAGCACAACCUAAACGUGGAAAAGGGAAAUCUUCCAAAAAGCCUCACUCUGAAGAUCUUGACGAGGACGAAGAACAGCCUCCGCCACCCCCCAAACCCAAAAAAGGCGCAUCGACUGGUUUGAAACGGACCACAUCUAAAUCAUCCAAGGCUCUCGCCCCUAAUGAUCCUGAUUCAGUCAAACAAGAACCCGGAGAUGACCCUCCUCCGUCGCGCAGUAAAUUACGAAAGAGCCAGAGUCAUGGUCAAUUACAACUCGGACGGUCAACACUUGAGAAGAGCAUGACUCAGCCAGAACGAAGUCAGAGCGCAUUGGGGAAGUCGGUGAUGGGAAGAAGUCAGAGUCAAUUGGGCCACCGAGCACGAAACGGAGUCAUAGAGGACGAUGAAGACGAGGGUGAUGACGAACCGCCCCCAGUUCCAGCAAAAUCUAAACCCAAGGCCACAGCGAAGAACAAGAAAGGGCUGCCCGAGCCUGAGCUCGAGCUGGAAGACUCAGAGCCGGUACGAAUGAAACCCAAGAAGAAGACGACAAAGAAGCCCACUAGCGAAGCUGAUGACGAGGUCGAACCUGAACCGGAGCCCAAAGCAAAGACCAAGGCGAAAGCGGGGAAAACCAAGGCUAAGGCAGUUGCUGCACUGGAACCGGAACCGGAGCCCGAACUCAUGGAAGAGGAUGAAGCACCUCCACCACCGCCCAAGGCAAAAACCAAAGGCAAAUCGAAGGCCACAGGUGUGAAGGGAAGGAAAGGGGGGAAAAGGGCUGCUGAGGAACCAGUCGAACUUUCAGCUGCUGAGAUGGAGGUUGGGUCCGGGGCUGAUGUCGACUCGGUGGUCGAUGUCGAAACGGAACCAGAACCCGCUCCCAAAAAGACGCGCACAAAGAAGACAGCAGGAACGAAAAAAGUGACCACGAAGGGGAAGAAGACCAAAACUAAGGCCGGAACUGGAGACGAUACCGAGUCGCAGGUAGAGAUAGAACCAGAAGAUGUUCCGAUGCAGUCACACCCAGAAUCGGAGCGUCCAGCAGCAGGCACUCCUCGACCACCAUCUCGCCUUGCUUCCCGCACUGAAGAACAUACUCCCCGUGCUACUACCGGCAAUGGCAAGUCCAAUACUGGAUUGCCCGUCCUGUCGCGCUCGACGCCCAGCCCAACACGCAUCGCCCGACCUGGCACUUUCGGGACACCUCGAGGACCUUCCCAGCCCGGUAGCGCCGCAAACACCCCCAAAGGAACUGCAGGAACCGGUAUCGCACGACCGCCCAGUGCAUCCGGAAUCGCAAGGCCUCCUAGUGCGUCCGGGAUUGCCAGGCCCACCAGUGCAUCUGGAAUGUUAAAAUCUCCUGGAGCACCCGGAAUGCUGAGGUCCCCUGGUUCGUUAGGCAUCGUUAGGCCUCCCAGUGCAACUGGGAUUCCGCGACCUGGUACAACAACUCCGGGCUCUGCAGGAGCUUCUCGCACAGGCCUUCCACUCCGCCAACCAAGUCCUACGCGACCCGGUGUUACACGACCCAUAUUUGGAGCUCUUAAUAAAAAUAGUGCAAACACCGACGUUGUUAUGGCCAGUCCGGGCCGGCCCACUGGUCGUCCAACAACUGGGCUUGGAAGCCCCACUCGCCCAGUUUCCAAGCCAUUGCCACAAGUACAAGCAGCUGUUGAAUCGAACGUUCCCUUCCCGAGAGAAAGCAGUCCUAUGACCCCAGCGCGAACACUGAAUGUCGCCAAGCCAGUACCAUCUGCCCCCGUUCCUGUCCCCGUUCCCGUCACAAAGCCUAAUUCCAAACCUCCGGCAAUUGACAUGGCCCUUGCUGAACUAGAUGCCGAAACUCGAGCCCUGACGCUUGAAGCCUAUGUUCGACGCGAAAUGGGAAUACAGUACGAGGUACUCAAGGCUGAGUGUGAACGAGAAAUUGAGGAUUUCUUAAAGGCUGCGAGCGAGACGAGAGAGAAGAUUGCCGCGCUAUAA
Messenger RNA from Rhizoctonia solani, 2598 nucleotides. Its product is annotated as inhibitor of apoptosis-promoting Bax1 protein. Lineage: Eukaryota; Fungi; Basidiomycota; Agaricomycetes; Cantharellales; Ceratobasidiaceae. Bases 1 to 2598 code for a protein of 865 amino acids. The transcript is spliced from 5 exons. The record is from RefSeq and is a predicted model, not a curated record.